AUGGCUAAAAGACCAGGACCCCCUGGAAGCCGAGAAAUGGGACUGCUGACAUUCAGAGACAUAGCUAUAGAAUUCUCUCUGGAGGAAUGGCAAUGCCUGGAUUGUGCUCAGCGGAAUUUAUAUAGAGAUGUGAUGUUAGAGAACUACAGAAACCUGGUCUCCCUGGGUAUUGCUGUCUCUAAGCCAGACUUGAUCACCUGUCUGGAGCAAAAUAAAGAGUCCCAGAAUAUAAAGAGAAAUGAUAUGGUAGCCAAACACCCAGUUAUGUGUUCCCAUUCCACCCAAGACCUUCAGCCAGAGCAGGGCAUAAAAGAUUCACUCCAAAAAGUAAUACCAAGUACAUAUGGAAACUGUGGACAUCAGAAUUUACAAUUUAAAAAAUGCUGUAAAAUUGUGGGUGAAUGUGAGGUGCACAAAGGAGGUUAUAAUGAAGUUAACCAAUGUUUGUCAACUACCCAAAACAAAAUAUUUCAGACUCAUAAAUACAUCAAAGUCUUUGGUAAAUUUUCAAAUUCCAAUAGAUAUAAAACAAGACAUACUGGAAAGAAACGUUUCAAAUGUAAAAAAUGUGGCAAAUCAUUUUGCAUGCUUUCACACCUAAAUCAACAUCAGGUAAUUCAUACUAGGGAGAAGUCCUACAAAUGUGAAGAACAUGGCAAAUCCUUUAACUGCUCCUCAAACCAUACUACACAUAAAAUAAUUCAUUCUGGAGAGAAACCCUAUAGAUGUGAGGAAUGUGGCAUGGCCUUUAGCUGGUCCGCAAACCUUACUAGACAUAAGAGAACUCAUACUGGAGAGAAACCCUACACAUGUGAAGAAUGUGGCCAAGCCUUUAGUCGCUCCUCAACACUUACCAAACACAAGAGAAUUCAUACUGGAGAGAGACCCUACAAAUGUGAAGAAUGUGGCAAAGCCUUUAGCGUAUCCUCAACCCUCACUGACCACAAGAGAAUUCAUACUGGAGAGAAACCCUGCAGAUGUGAGGAAUGUGGCAAAGCCUUUAAAUGUGGCCAAUCCUUUAGGCGCUCCUCAACACUUACUAACCACAAGAUAAUUCAUAUUGGAGAGAGACCCUGCAGAUGUGAGGAAUGUGGCAAAGCCUUUAGCUCGUCCUCAAACCUUACUAGACAUAAGAGAACUCAUACUGGAGAGCAGCCCUACACAUGUGAAGAAUGUGGCAAAGCCUUUAACUGCUCCUCAACCCUUACACAACAUAAGAGAAUUCAUACUGGAGAGAAACCCUACAAAUGUGAAGAAUGUGGCAAAGUACACCCUCAGGCCUUGUAA
Nomascus leucogenys (northern white-cheeked gibbon) is the source of this 1287-nucleotide messenger RNA. RefSeq names its product zinc finger protein 479-like. Gene Ontology annotation, molecular function: DNA-binding transcription factor activity, RNA polymerase II-specific; RNA polymerase II cis-regulatory region sequence-specific DNA binding. NCBI's taxonomy places the organism in Eukaryota, Metazoa, Chordata, Mammalia, Primates, Hylobatidae. The coding region runs from base 1 to 1287 and encodes 428 amino acids. Gene Ontology annotation, biological process: regulation of DNA-templated transcription. The transcript has 5 exons. The record is from RefSeq and is a predicted model, not a curated record.